Solenopsis invicta (red fire ant) is the source of this 1364-nucleotide messenger RNA. Its product is annotated as vesicle transport protein USE1. Bases 190 to 966 code for a protein of 258 amino acids. The transcript is spliced from 5 exons. The record is from RefSeq and is a predicted model, not a curated record. NCBI's taxonomy places the organism in Eukaryota, Metazoa, Arthropoda, Insecta, Hymenoptera, Formicidae. Gene Ontology annotation, cellular component: endoplasmic reticulum; SNARE complex. Gene Ontology annotation, molecular function: SNAP receptor activity. Gene Ontology annotation, biological process: retrograde vesicle-mediated transport, Golgi to endoplasmic reticulum.
UCUUGUUUUUCAUUCUAUCUUUAUCGCUCGUUAUACGUGGAAGGGAGACAGAAUGAAGCUUGUAGCGCGUCGUCCGAAUGGAACGCGACUGUCAUCAACUGUCAUCAGAACACAUGUGAUAUAUCACGGAAUUUCUGCACACGUUGAACGAGAAAACAUGUGGCUUUUUCAUUUUUCUGUUCACGCCAAAUGAUUCAAAUGACCAGGCUGGAAAUUAAUAUUAAGCGACUUCUAACGCGUUGCGAAUUAAUAGCGAAAGAUGAUCCGCAUAAAGAUUGGAAGCUCGAGAAGUAUAUACUUUCUCUGGAUGAUAUGAUGAAUGAGUUGCAAACUCUACCAAAUAAACCAUCUAAGGAUACCAUGAUGGGCUACACUAAACGGAUAGAUUUUCUAAAAGGAGUAAUAAAUGCAAUGAAGCUGUCAAACCCUGUGGAGAGAGUGGUCGCUGCACAAUUGCUAUCAAAAAAUUCAGCAUCUAUUAAUAAUUCAGCAAGUACAAAUAUCACAACGCAAAUACAUCAGAAGACUGUUGCCAAGUACAAUCAGGAAUUACGGGUGGAAUUAUUUCACAGUAACAAAGUCUCAUUAUGUAUUACAGAUGCAAAUAAGGAUGGUGUACGACAGAGAUUGUUGAACUCUAAUAUUCAGGAUGAAGACCUGGAUGCUAUUUUGAAAUAUAAUCGUAAUAUCCAGGAGAAGAUUGCUGAAAAUAUGCUCUCCAUGACUGGCACUAUGAAGGAACAUGCAUUAGCAGCGAGUGCUAUCAUAAAAAAAGAUAUCGGCAAACUGGAAAUGUCUGAUAAAUUGACUGAUGUAAAUGCUAUUAAAUUAAAGAAAGAAUCACUGAAGUUGGAAGAGCACACUAAAUCAAAAUGGAGGUGUUGGGUAUGGAUUAUGAUAGCUUUCGUUCUGGUUGUAUUUUUCAACAUGGUGUUAUUUAUGAAGAUGGCAAGGAAAAAGAUUUAGAUAAUUUCUAUCAAAAUUGGGGUGUGUCAACUACAACUGAAAUAUGUAGCUGCGCGUUACUGUGAAUAUGACUAUGUGAGUCAUUGGAUUGAUAUGAUGAUAGAAUUACACAGCCAUGAGUGUACUUGUAAAAACACCUGCAUCUCCUAAAAUCAUUUGGAAACCUGGUAAAUAUAUCAUAGAAUAGCGAUAUAUUGGUUUAUAACUUUAUCCAGCGCUGCAAUAUCUAAUUUACGAUCUUAUUAUGCACAAUUUAAUAACAAUAUUUAAGUACAUAUUGUAUAAUUAUUGAAUCAUUAUUGUUUCCAUUGAGUGAUUGUAUAUAAUAGAAGAAACUUAACUAUAUAUAUGUAUGUAUAUCAUGUAUUAUAUAGAUUGUUAUUUUAUGUUAAAAUUAU